AUGUCCAGUCCGGCUAAAAAGCGCAAGAGGAAUGGCGCAGAAUCCUCGUCCCAGAAGACGCGCAGUAUUGAGUCUUUUUUUAAAGGGCAAGCGACCAAGAAAGCGAAGCAGGCGGAGCCAGAGCCAGCACCAGAGCUAGAGCCAGAGGUGACAGAACAGACCUUAUCUGAUGAAGCUUUGGCGCGACAACUCCAAGCACAAUGGAACGAAGAAGAAAGUGCAGCUUCUAAUACAUACGCGAAUCAUCACAUUGAUAAAGACUCUGAGCCAAAAACAUUGCCAUCAGCGCCUACGAUACCGGUAGAUGCAACUCCAGCAGCUCCAUCGACACCAAGGAAGAAUACGCUAUCUCUGCAAUCAUCUGCGGGCUCGGAAGACACAGUAUCACUAGCUAUUCCGUUUGAUCAAAGCCCGCAAAUCUUCGACGCGAGCAAAUACGCGGCCGAACUACGGUCGCACUGGGCUGCUGAGGGUGGCAACGCCUCGUACGCGUUGCUAACAAGGGCAUUCGUGCUUGCCAAUGCGACCACCAGCAGGAUCAAGAUUGUUGAUACAUUGGUCAAUUUCCUUCGAGUAUUGAUCGAGGGAGACCCGUCCAGCCUGCUUCCUGCGGUUUGGCUAGCAACCAACUCGAUUACACCGCCAUAUGAUGAAAAAGAGCUAGGACUUGGAGGCUCUUCCAUCUCCAAAGCUCUCAAGAAAAUAUACGGCCUUGACAACCAAGGCCUCAAAACUCUCUAUAAUAAACAUGGUGAUGCAGGUGAUGUCGCAUUUGAAGCAAAGAAACGGCAGGCAUUUACAUUGGCCAAGCCGAAGCCGCUCAAAAUCAAAGGCGUGUACCAGUCACUACUGAAGAUAGCUACUAGUAAAGGAUCUGGUAGUCAAGAGGCCAAGCAGCGGAUCGUUGAGAAACUACUGCAGGAUACGCGAGGCGCCGAGGAGAGCCGAUACAUUGUGAGAACUUUGGUUCAGAACCUGCGAAUCGGAGCCGUCAAAACUACCAUGCUGAUUGCCCUUGCCCGCGCAUUCCUUUACUCAAAACCCGAGGGUGCUGAAUAUUCGAUUCGGCCGCGAGAUGAGUUGGCUCGGCUGAAGAAAGACGAGCUCGCCGAGAUUUACAACAACGCGGAAGAACUUGUCAAAGCAUCCUAUGCAAGGCAUCCAGACUACAAUGACCUCGUACCAUGUCUUUUAGACGCCGGCGUGACCGAAGAGCUUCUCGUUCGCUGCGGCUUGGUACUGCAUAUUCCACUGAGGCCGAUGCUGGGAAGCAUCACACGCGACCUCGCGGAUAUGUUGACGAAGCUACAAGGGAGAGAUUUCAGCUGCGAAUACAAAUAUGAUGGGCAACGCGCUCAAGUGCAUUGUGACGAAACGGGCAAGGUCUCGAUCUUUUCUCGACACCUCGAGCUCAUGACCGAGAAAUACCCAGACCUGGUAUCUCUAGUGCCACAAAUCCGUGGAGAAAGUGUGUCCAGCUUCAUUCUCGAGGGUGAAGUGGUUGCCGUGGAUAGCGAAACCGGAGAUUUGAAGACGUUCCAAACACUCACGAAUCGCGCAAAGAAGAAUGUGGAAAUCGGAGCCAUCACCGUCAACGUGUGCCUUUUCUCAUUCGAUCUCAUGUAUCUCAAUGGGGAACCGUUGUUGAAUCGACCAUUCCGAGAACGUCGCGAGCUACUCCGGAGUCUGUUCGUCGAGAUACCAAACAGGUUCACUUGGGUGAAAAGUCUGGAUGCAACGUCUGCAGAUUCCGACACUGUUCUGGAGUUCUUCAAAGGCGCUACCGAUGCCAAAUGCGAGGGAAUUAUGGUCAAAGUCCUAGACAACACCACCAGGGCCGAUGACACCAUUCAAAACGCCGAUGUGACAGCUGCAGCCGAUAUUGACGGCAAUCCACCCGAACCACCAGAAGUCAACAACGGCACCAAACCCCCAAAAGAAAAAGGAACUCGACGUAAAGCUCUCCUUUCUUCCUACGAACCAGACAAACGCCUCGAAUCCUGGCUCAAAGUCAAGAAAGACUAUAGCGCCUCCUCGGAAACCCUCGACCUUAUCCCCAUCGCAGGCUGGCACGGCAACGGCCGCAAAGCCAAAUGGUGGUCCCCGAUCCUCCUCGCCGUUCGCAACCCGGAAACCGGCAUCCUCGAAGCAGUAACCAAAUGCAUGUCCGGAUUCACGGACAAAUUCUAUCAGGCAAACAAAGACAAGUAUGCGCCGGGGAGUCACAACGUCAUCUCCCGGCCCAGUUAUGUGGAUUACCACGGCGAACCGGACGUAUGGUUCGAGCCGCAGGAGGUAUGGGAGAUGGCGUUUGCAGAUAUCACGCUUAGUCCAACGUAUCCGGCGGCGAUUGGGCUGGUGAGUGAAGAGCGAGGGUUGAGUUUACGGUUUCCUCGAUUUUUGAAGGUCCGGGAGGAUAAGUCGAUUGAUGAGGCUACUACGUCGGACUAUUUGGCGUUGUUAUGGAGGAAGCAGGGGGAGAAAGCGAAGGCUCAAGGGGAUGGGGAUGGUGGAGAAGAGCAACUAGGAUGGCAGGAAGAAUGA
Molecule: messenger RNA, 2544 nt
Organism: Penicillium cataractarum
Lineage: Eukaryota; Fungi; Ascomycota; Eurotiomycetes; Eurotiales; Aspergillaceae
Product: putative DNA ligase I
Exons: 1
Coding region: 1-2544 (847 amino acids)
Biological process (GO): mitochondrial DNA repair; DNA biosynthetic process; DNA recombination
Cellular component (GO): DNA ligase III-XRCC1 complex
Molecular function (GO): DNA ligase (ATP) activity; DNA binding; ATP binding
Source: RefSeq, a predicted model, not a curated record